CGCGAUUCGUGUCGCGUGAAGACCCAACAUCAAUUGAAAGGUUGUUCAAGGAUGGCAUUUUUUCAAGCAAAGUCGACAUCAACAGCAUCGAAACAUUCUUUAGACCCAGAACAUCAACCAUGGGUAGAAAAAUAUCGACCAAAGACCAUAGAUGAUAUCUCAGCACAAGAGCAUACAGUAGCAGUACUGCGGAAAACGCUAGUCUCGACCAAUCUCCCUCACAUGUUGUUCUAUGGACCUCCCGGGACUGGUAAAACAUCUACCAUCCUUGCGCUUGCAAGGCAACUCUUUGGACCUGAUAACUUUCGAAAUCGAGUCCUAGAGCUCAAUGCAUCAGACGAGAGAGGUAUCAGUAUAGUCAGAGAGAAAAUCAAAUCGUUUGCCCGUCAAACACCCCGAGCACAGGCAGUGGCAUCAGAUGGGAAUGUCUAUCCCUGUCCACCAUACAAAAUUAUCAUUCUCGACGAAGCAGAUUCAAUGACGCAAGAUGCGCAAGGUGCAUUACGGCGGAUAAUGGAGACCUACGCCCGGAUAACUCGUUUCUGUCUUGUUUGUAAUUAUGUGACAAGAAUAAUCGAACCUCUCGCGUCUCGAUGUUCAAAGUUUCGUUUUACUCCUCUUGAUUCGACAUCCACCUCAGCCCGACUCUCUUAUAUCGCAAGUGCAGAAAAUAUUAACGUGGAUCCCGAGGUCAUUUCUACCCUCAUCGAGACCUCUGGUGGUGACCUCCGUCGUUCCAUCACAUACUUGCAAUCUGCAUCUCGAUUAUCUUCCUCCACCGACCCCCCGGUGCCAAUCACGCCUUACGAUAUCCAGGAGAUAGCAGGUGUUGUGCCAACUGCUGUUAUAAACGAUUUUGCGAGGACUCUCGGCGUUUCCGUAGUCGGGGACAUGGAUGUUGAUGACUUGCCUGCAAAUAAGAAACUGAAGGGCUUCAAUGCCGUCCAGAAAAAGGUCAAGAGCAUCAUGCGAGAAGGAUACUCAGCAUCACAAACCCUCUCACAGCUUCAUGACACUAUCAUUCUGCAUCCGACACUACCUGCACGACAAAAAGCAAAGUGUGCUCUCGCUUUUGCAGAGGCCGAUAAGGCUCUGUGUGACGGUGCUGACGAAGAACUAUGGGUACUCGAGGUUGGGCUUCGCAUUCACAAAGCAGUUACCACAUCAUGACGUUCUAGUAGAAAUGAUUCAUAUAUAAUGUGAAUUUCAUUGCUUAUCAACAGCAUCUGAGUUUGCCCUUCAAUGUAGUGGUAUGGUAGCAUUGACCAUAUCGAGUCUACAAUCACCAAGGCUCGCUCAAGAUGACGGUCGCAUACCUUCCGCAUUUGCAGCCGCGACAUCUUCCAAACAUUUACCUGCCUUGGAUCCAUCAGUGCAAUGAUUUUACCAAGUCUGGACAUCUCUACUUUUUGAUGUAUCAUGCCUAUUGUCUGUUGUUCCCUGCUUCAUCAGCCGCAUCAAUAAAUGCUUGUCAUAUCCACUCCUUCUCACUUUGCAGGUCAUUUAUUGGCCUGCAACUCACUUGGCGCUCGACAUCCUGGGCGGACUAGGUCACACAGU
Suillus bovinus is the source of this 1560-nucleotide messenger RNA. RefSeq names its product P-loop containing nucleoside triphosphate hydrolase protein. Bases 52 to 1170 code for a protein of 372 amino acids. The record is from RefSeq and is a predicted model, not a curated record. Gene Ontology annotation, biological process: DNA-templated DNA replication; DNA repair. Gene Ontology annotation, molecular function: DNA clamp loader activity; ATP binding; ATP hydrolysis activity. The transcript has 6 exons. Gene Ontology annotation, cellular component: DNA replication factor C complex; nucleus. Lineage: Eukaryota; Fungi; Basidiomycota; Agaricomycetes; Boletales; Suillaceae.